This is a messenger RNA of Puntigrus tetrazona (Sumatra barb), 1785 nucleotides long. RefSeq names its product polymeric immunoglobulin receptor. NCBI's taxonomy places the organism in Eukaryota, Metazoa, Chordata, Actinopteri, Cypriniformes, Cyprinidae. The transcript is spliced from 9 exons. Bases 64 to 1323 code for a protein of 419 amino acids. The record is from RefSeq and is a predicted model, not a curated record.
UGAAGAGAAAAACUGUGGGUGUAAACAUAGAGCUCAUUUCUUGUUUUAUGAUUACUGGAAGGCAUGGGUGGGUUGGUCUCUGUCAGUGUUAAUGUCGUUUCACCUGACUUCAACUGUUUAGCUGUUAUUAAUAAACGAGCCGUUUUGUCACGCCGUCCACAAACACUCUUGCAACAUCGUGGCGCUGCGUGCGGCAGGGUGAGUCAGGCCGGAGAGAAACAGGAACUAAGAGCAGAUUUCACCCUCCUUCCUAUCGAACGUCUUCACAAUGACACAGCCAUGGAUCUGAAGCGUCUUCUCUUCAUCUACAGCUUCAUCAGACUCUCAGGUGCUGAGGACAGCGCUUCGGUCAGGCAGGUUCCUGCUCAGAGAGGACAGUCUGCCAUCAUUCCUUGUUCAUAUAAUCAGAAAUACGCUUUUUCAUGCAAAUACGUGAGCGCUGGACACUUUUGGCUGUUGAGUGAUUAUGCGGCGCUCUCCGAACGGAAAGCUAUAUUUAUCUCAGAUGACCCAUCACGUCACGUCUUCUCCAUCCGCAGGAAUAAAGUCCAGGUGUCUUCCUAUUACUGGUGUGCCGUUCAUAUUCCUUCAGCUUUUGAUAAACGGGCAACUUUUUUCAUAAACGUCACAGCAGAGUCUCCAAGACUUCACGUGAGCUCUCAGAAUGUGACGGCACCUGUGAACGGCAGUGUUACCAUCACCUGCUACCAUCGGGGCCAAAGUGGUGUAAAGUGGUGUAAGUUUGGAUGUCCGUGUAUUACCAGAGCGUCCGGGACGUCAGACGGAGCCUCGGUUGAGAUCAGAUACGGUCUGAGAAACACGACUGUGAUCAUGAGCCGACUGAAGAAGAAGAACAUGGGAUGGUACUGGUGCUCAGCUGAAGAUCAGCAGAUGCCUGUUCACGUCACUGUCGAUCAGAAUAAGAGCGAUAACAGUCCAGUUACUACAGAGUCUGAUCAGAUCUUAUCCAGCGCUCGAAAAAGGACGGCUGUCCUCUUUCUGUUGUCUGUGAUUCUGGAGAUUCUCCUGAUGAUAAUAAUUUACUUGGCACUGAAACUGUUUAAGUUUUGCAAAAAAAGAUUCCUGCGGUCUGAGGAUGAAGAAGAAGAGGGUCAGUAUGUGAUGAUGCACCGGAGUCAGACGUCUCGUUCGUAUGGCUGUGCUGCUGCUGAGGGAACGUAUGAAAAUAUGGCUGAACUCAAAACAAACACUGAGAUACCUGAGUCCAGUCAUAAACCCGUCGAUCAGACUUUGGUCAAAAAAAGGGAUUCAUCAGAUGUGUGUCUGAGAGAACCGCUGUAUGUGAACAUCAUGAAGAAGUGACUUGACUCCAUCAUCUCACCCAGACCUGACUGCUGUGUUUAAGAGUCUGCUCUUUUCUUCUUAUUACUGUUCAGUUUGUUGUAAUGUGAGCGAUUCAGGGUUUUAAAGCUUCUCAGAACAUCUCUGCAGUUUAUUACAACACCUUCAUUUAUAAACCAGGGUCAUGGGUUUGUUUCUGUGGGAAUGAACGGACUUGAAUUCAGUGUAAGUCCUUCUUGUUCGGCGUUUAGUGAGGUCAGAGAGGUCAGAGAGGUCAGAGAGGUCAGAGAGGUCAGAGAGGUCAGAGAGGUCAGAGAGGUCAGAGAGGUCCGCUCCUUCAUAUGUUCUUCAAUCCUGGAUGAUUUCAGACUGCAGUAAAAAGCUUCCAUGUUUGACUUUUGUUCCAAUCGUUCAGUUUUUGUCUUACCUUGAGUAGAUAUGAUAAUAUCAUCACUGUAAACACAAUACAUUAAAGCUUUGAAG